This is a messenger RNA of Panicum virgatum (switchgrass), 5288 nucleotides long. RefSeq names its product structural maintenance of chromosomes protein 2-1-like. The transcript has 21 exons. Lineage: Eukaryota; Viridiplantae; Streptophyta; Magnoliopsida; Poales; Poaceae. Gene Ontology annotation, molecular function: ATP binding; protein binding; ATP hydrolysis activity. The record is from RefSeq and is a predicted model, not a curated record. The coding region runs from base 210 to 3737 and encodes 1175 amino acids. Gene Ontology annotation, biological process: chromosome organization. Gene Ontology annotation, cellular component: chromosome.
AGUCAUCACUGAUCUCCCCACACGGCCGCUGCCGCUCUCACUUUCUUCUUCACACGGGGGGACGCGCCGCUCCGUCCCUGACCCGUCCACUUCGAAACAUUUCGAAAUCUCCAACCCCGACCGCCCGACGCCUCGAAACUUUUCCCGCCCGGAGCCUCCAAACCCUAGCCCCAUCUCCGGCCGGCGACGCCUCCCCGGCGGCCGGCGAGAUGCACAUCAAGGAGGUAACACUCGAGGGGUUCAAGUCGUACGCGGGGCGGACGGUGGUGUCGGGGUUCGACCCGCUGUUCAACGCCAUCACCGGGCUCAACGGCUCCGGCAAGUCCAACAUCCUCGACUCCAUCUGCUUCGUGCUCGGCAUCACCGACCUCCGCCAGGUCCGCGCCGCCUCGCUCCAGGAGCUCGUCUAUAAGCAGGGUCAGGCGGGGGUCACCAAGGCCACCGUCUCCAUCGUCUUCGACAACUCCGACCGCUCCCGCUCCCCGCUCGGCUAUGAGGACUCGCCCGAGAUCACCGUCACGCGCCAGAUUGUAGUUGGUGGACGGAACAAAUACCUUAUCAAUGGCCAUCUUGCCCAACCUUCCCGGGUGCAGACCCUUUUCCACUCAGUGCAGCUUAAUGUAAACAAUCCUCAUUUUCUAAUUAUGCAAGGGCGCAUAACAAAAGUGCUCAACAUGAAGCCUCCAGAAAUUUUGUCCAUGUUAGAAGAGGCAGCGGGAACACGAAUGUAUGAAAUGAAGAAAGAAUCUGCUCUUAAGACACUUGAGAAGAAACAGAACAAAGUUGAUGAGAUUAAUAAACUCCUUGAUGCUGAAAUCCUUCCUGCACUAGAGAAGCUUAGGAAAGAGCGGUGCCAGUACAUGAAAUGGGCCAAUGGCAAUGCUGAACUGGAUCGGCUCAAAAGGUUCUGUAUCUCCUAUGAGUUUGUUCAGGCGGAGAGAGUGCGAGAUGGUGCACUCAAUGAUGUCAAAAAAAUCAGGGCAAAGAUUCUUGAGCUGGAUGAAAAUACAGAAAAGCUAAAAGCAGAUAUACAGGAAAUGUACAAGAACAUUUCUACCCUGGCUGCUGAAAAGGAAGCUAAACUUGGUGGUGAGAUGAAGGUUUUGUCAGAGAAAGUAGAUAAACUAUCACAUGCACUUAUUAAGGAAACUUCUGUGAUGAAUAAUCAAGAGGAAACCUUGAAGUCCGAGGAAGAGGGAGCUGAGAAGAUUCUCAAAAACAUUGAAGACAUUAAAAGAUCUAUGAUCGAGAGAGAUGCUGCUGUAAAAGACUUAGAGGAUGGGGCGUCUGACAUGAAAAGGAAAGCGGAGGAUCUGACAAAGAAGUUAGACGAGAAUGAGAAAGAAUAUCAGGGUGUGCUAGCAGGAAAAAGUAACGCAAACGAGAAGAAAUGCCUCGAAGAUCAACUUAGGGAUGCUAAAGCUGCAGUUGGAGAUGCAGAAUCUGGAUUAAAGCAGCUGAAUACAAAAAUAAGUCAUUCUGAAAAGGAGCUUAAGGAGAAGAAAGCUCUUUUAGUAUCCAAGCGUGAUGAGGCUACUGCUGCUGAGAAUGAACUGAAAGCAAGGACAAAAGACUUGGAAGCUAUCAAGACAUCCAUGGGAUCUAUCAAUUAUGAUGAGGGCCAGAUGGAAGCUUUGCAAAAGGACCGGUCUACAGAGUUGGAAAUGGUUCAGAAUUUGAAAGACCGUGUUCGUAAGCUUUCAGGUGAGCUUGCUAAUGUUCACUUCAGCUAUCGAGACCCUGAAAGGAAUUUUGACAGAUCAAAAGUCAAAGGGGUUGUUGCACGUCUUAUUAGAAUAAAGAAUAGCUCAGCAGCAACAGCACUGGAGGUUGCUGCAGGUGGAAGGCUGUUCAAUGUGGUUGUUGACACAGAGGAGACUGGGAAGAAAUUAUUGAAAAAUGGGGAUCUCCAGAGCAGAGUAACCAUCAUACCUUUGAACAAAAUCCAAACAUACACGAUACCUGAUAGAGUUCAGCAGGCGGCUCGUAGACUGGUUGGUCCUGACAAUGUAACAUUAGCUCUAGAAUUGGUUGGAUAUGGCGAGGAAGUAAAGAAUGCUGUGUCUUAUGUAUUUGGCUCAACAUUCGUGUGUCGCAAUUCGGAGGCAGCAAAAGAGGUUGCAUUUAAUAGGGAAGUUGCCAGUACUAGUGUGACUCUUGAAGGUGACACUUAUCAGCCUAGUGGCCUUUUGACCGGAGGCAGUAAAGGAGGUAGAGGGAAUUUGCUACGGAAACUUGAUGAAUUGGCUAAAGCUGAGGCUGAUCUAUCCAAUCAUGAGAAAAGGCUCUCUGUCAUUGAACAACAGAUUGGAGCCCUUUUACCAUUGCAGAAAAGGUACACUGAGUUGAAAUCUCAGUUUGAACUCAAGUCAUAUGAUCUCUCAUUAUUUCAUAAAAGAGUUGAGCAAAAUGAACAUCACAAGUUAGGUGAACUCGUAAAGAAAAUUGAACAAGAGAUUCAAGAAUCAAAACAAGAGUUGACAGAAAAGCAAGUGCAGUAUGAAAAAUGUGUAUCAAUGGUUUCAGAGUUGGAACAAACGAUCAGGACUUAUGGCACUGAGCGUGAAGGCAGACUCAAAGCACUGGAAAAAACGAUCAAAUCAUUGAAAUCGGAGAUGCAGUCCAUGUCAAAGCAAUUAAAGGCUCAUGAAAGUGAGAGGGAGAGGCUGAUCAUGGAGAAAGAUGCAGUUGUUAAUGAGCUUGCUAAUCUAGAAGAGCAGUUAUCAACUUCAAAAGCUCAAAUUACCUCUCAGUCUGAAACAUUGGAAAAACAAAAGGACAAGGUUGCUUCCAUAAAGCAAGAUUAUGAUCAAGCUGAAGGUGAGCUCAAUGUUGGGCGUUCGAAACUGAAUGAAUGUGACUCACAGAUAAACCACAUGGCCAAGGAACAGCAGAAACUUCAACAGCAAUUGAGUGAUUCAAAUGUUGAAAGGAAGAAAAUGGAAAAUGAGGUUAAGAGGAUGGAGAUAGAGCAGAAGGAUUGCUCUUCAAUAGUUGAUAAGCUAGUGGAGAAGUAUAGUUGGAUUUCAACUGAGAAACAGUUGUUUGGAAAAAGUGGUACAGAUUAUGAUUUUGAAUCUUGUGAACCACAUAAAGCCCGAGAGGAAUUAGAAAAUCUUCAAGCUCAACAAUCCAGUCUUGAGAAAAGGGUCAAUAAGAAAGUUAUGGCUAUGUUUGAGAAGGCAGAGGAUGAGUACAACGACUUGAUGUCAAAGAAAAACAUCAUCGAGAAUGACAAGGCAAAAAUCAAGAAAGUGAUAGAAGAGUUGGAUGAGAAGAAGAAGGAAACCUUGAAAGUCACAUGGCUCAAAGUAAACAAGGAUUUUGGAUCUAUAUUCAGUACUCUUCUACCUGGUACAAUGGCAAAACUUGAUCCUCCAGAAGGUGGUACUUUCUUGGAUGGUCUUGAAGUUCGUGUAGCAUUUGGGACAGUUUGGAAGCAGUCUCUAUCUGAACUUAGUGGAGGGCAACGGUCCCUUCUUGCUCUUAGUCUUAUCCUGGCACUGCUUCUUUUCAAACCUGCACCACUUUACAUAUUGGAUGAGGUUGAUGCUGCCCUUGAUCUGAGCCAUACGCAAAACAUUGGUAGAAUGAUCAAGGCUCACUUUCCGCACUCACAGUUCAUAGUUGUCUCACUUAAAGAGGGUAUGUUCAACAACGCCAACGUAAUAUUCCGGACAAAAUUUGUUGAUGGUGUGUCCACUGUGACGCGAACAGUGCCUUCGAAACAGAGAUGACCAAUUUAUUAUAGCCAUGCUUCUUCUGUAGAUUGCCAGGUGGUUUGCUGCACCCUAACUUUGAGAUAGUAGUGCUUGGCGCUGUGGCCGCAAAAUGUCUCAAGCAGUCAAGCUCCUCGCUUGUCUGCUUUGGAUCCUCUUCCCAAAUUAGGUGCUAUAACUGUAAUCCCGUGCCGUUACGUUAAUGACCUCGUAUGUACUUUAAUCUGCCCUAAUGUGUAAUUAGUGGUUGAACAAUUUCGUUUUGAAGAUUGAACACCUAUAUUGGCAUAAUGUGUAGCAAGUAAUGUAGUGCCAUGCUUUGUUCCCUUCACGAGGGUUUUUUUUUUUGUGAAAACUAGAUCAAGAGGUUAUUUGUUCCGAUAUAUUGUCUCUUCAUUACAAUGUGAAUUGCGUCGACCGCAUCCUUGCGCGAUCUGACGGCUGAGAGCAAGGCUGUGACGUGGUUCUGCGUUUACAGUCAGAUGACAGCGGUGCGAAUAUUCCCCAGUAAUCUAUUGAUCUUUAACCGUUCCUUUCCCUGUAUAAAAGGCUUGAUCAGGCUGUACGGUGUAGCCUUCUCUGGUAAAUUUUGAUGUCCCCAAAUUACUCGUCCUCUUCCAAGUUCCAUCCUCUUUGCCUUGCCUCCACCAUAGAAACCAAGCCAUGGAGAUGUUGCACUUGUACAGUUGUACCCCGAGGAGAUGGCCUCGACGUGCCACGUCGAGGCUUCCAGCGGCUCGCACGUCUUCAAAAUCGCAGGCUACUCGCUGACCCAUGGCAUGGGCGUCGGCCGCUGCCCUUCAGUCCAGUCAAGCGCGUUCACCGUCGCGGGUCACGACUGGGCCGUCGUGUUCUACCCGGACGGCCACGGCGUCAACGGGAACGCCGAACACGUCUCGGUGUUCGUCACGCUUCUGAGAGACACGACGGCAAGCCCGGAGGACAAGGACGGCGGCGCCGUCCGCGCACACAUCGACUUGGGCCUGGUCGACCAGCCGCGCAGUCCGCCGGUGAUCAAGGAGUCGCGGCUCUCCUACGGUCCUACCAGCUUCGUGUCCCAGGGCGACUCCGCGGGCUACGCCAGGUUCAUGUCCAAGGUGGAGGUGGGCUCGUCGGGGCUCGUCCACGGCGACUGCCUCGCCGUGCGCCGCAUGGUGCGCGUGAGGGAGGGCGACGUGGCCGGGACCAUCGCCGCCGUGCCGCAUGCCAGCGUGCUGACCAGCGCGUACCGGCACUUGACCACGAAGACGUGGCCGGCGCUGCGGCAGCGGUUCGGCACGCCGGAGGGGCUCGCCUUUCUGCUGGAGCUCUUGCUCAACUGCUCAAGUGCCUGAUGGUCUACGUCAACGGACGGCUGCGCCAAGAAGAGGAGGAGGAGGACGACGACGACGACUGCAGACGUAAGGCCAGAUGCCGCCGCUGUUGCUGUAAAGAUGAAAGGAAUUAGUUGUCCUUAGUUAGAUUUUCCUUUAGUUUUGCUUUUGAUGACCCGGAAUCAGUGAAUCACAGGUUUAGACAGCGCCAGAUUUUUGAAGGAGAAGUAAAAUAACAUUACUGGAGUUUUAGUUA